Prorocentrum cordatum is the source of this 1307-nucleotide messenger RNA. Lineage: Eukaryota; Dinophyceae; Prorocentrales; Prorocentraceae. The record is from the annotation of a GenBank genome assembly.
AGCGGGCCCGCGCCCGCCUGGCGCGGGCGGCCGCCCGGCCGCCCGGCGAUGCACUCGGCGAGCUUCCCGCCGCUGCCGGGCGCGGCCGCGGCGAGUGCGUUGCAGCCGGCCCCGCUGGUGGCGCGCCUGCCGGGCGAUGCCGUCGCGGGCGGCGGUCGGCCCAGCGGUGCCUCCUUCCACAGCAGCGCGGGGCGCUUCGUGGAGGACCUCGUGGAGCGCCUGACGAGGAUACACGCCGAGGAGGUGGGCGCCCUCAGACAGGAGAACGAGGACCUGCGGGCGGAGCUUCGGGCCGAGCUGGAGCGGGUGACGGCUGGGUUCCGACAGGAUCCCCGAGAACGAGGACCUGCGCGCGGAGCUGGCGCGCGUGGCCGCCGCCGGCCGCCAGGAGAGCGGCCUCCUGCGAGCGGAGCUGGCGCGGGUGACCGCCCUCGGCGAGCAGGAGAGCGACGAGCUGCGGGCGGAGCUGGCGCGGGUGACCGGCAUCACCAACGGGUACCUCGCGAGGGAGAGAAGCAGUUGCACGACAUGCUGCAGCAGCUGACCGUGACGUACACUGAGGCGACCGCUCGCCUGGUGCGGCAGCCCUCGAGCAGGCCGCCCUCCCCGAAGACGUGGGCGGAGUCCCAGGCCAACCUCUCCGAGAUCCAGCACCUGCUCAGGCAGCAGGCCGACGACAUGUGGCGCCGCCAGGCGCUGCAGGAGGUGCGCCAGCAGGAUGCCGAGGCGCACCUCCUGUCGGCCGUGCGCCAGCAGGAGACGGAUGCCCACCUACUGCAAGCCGCAACCAAGGUCCGCCCCGCGCGCGGCCGCCCAGAAAGCCCCGCGGACCUGGGCUGCGCCGCGGGCCCCGGCUCGCCGGGGCAGCUGCGCAUGGCGAGGCAGUUCGGGGAGUCGCCGCCCGUCCAGACGCUGUUUCGGGACGCCGCGAUACACGACAGGUCGACGACAGUCGGCCCAACGCCCUCGGCGACACGCAGUUCACCGUGGACGUGACCGCGGGUGACCUUCUUUGGGGGCCGAGUCGCCCUCGUCUCGACCGCCAGAGCGGCCAACGACAUGUUAUUGUACAGGUGCGGCGACUUCGAUCGCGCUGUUGUAUCACUUUUGUGGCACAUAUCCCAAAGAGAUGCUGCCAGCCUGACAUCACUGCGGGUCGUGGAACGCGCUCGUCUACUGCGGCCUGUGCCUGCGGAAGGGCUCUGCCGGCCUCCGCCGAAGGCGCCACGGACGCUGCUCGGCGCGCGCGAGCUCCGCCGCCAGAGCGCAGGAGGCCAAACAUCGGCAGGAGCCUUCUCGCACGAAAA